AUGCGAGCAUGCAUGCAACGUUUCCCUCAACUUUCACAUACGCGCUUCUCUUUUCGUCUUCAUCCUCUCACAAACCCUAACAAGCUUCCUCGAAUUCAUGGUAACACCAUCGCAACUGUCGAAGAUCCAUCUGCGGCGAGCCGAUUAGACUGCGCCAAUGUCUUUGUAUGGAACACCAUGAUCAGGAAACAGGUAGAAAACGGCCUUAUUACUAGAGAUCCACCUCUUUUGUAUUACAUGCAAGGACUUCGUGCGGGUCUGAGACCCAAUGGGCACACCUUCAUGUACUUAUUGAAGGCAUUGGUUAGUGGGCAAGAGGUCAAGGAAGGAGAAGAGGUUCAUGCGAGCGUUGUGAGAACUGGGUUUGCGUGUAGCGAGUUUGUUUCAGGCGCUUUGCUAGGGUUUUACGUGGCCUGUGGCCUUGUCGGUAAAGGGAGACAGGUGUUCGACGAAAUGCGUCAACCAGGGUUGGUUUUGUGGACUCUGAUUAUUCGGGCUUAUGUUUGCGUGACCUUUCCGGAGAAAGCGUUGGAGCUGUUCCGGACGAUGAGGGAAGUUGGGUUGACGCCGGACAUGGUUGCAAUAUCCACCGUUGUCUCAGCAUGUGGCCUGUUGGGCGAUUUGGGAGUUGCAAAGGCGAUGCAUUGCUUUAUUGAGAAGAGUGGGAUUGAGGUUGACGCAUUUGUGAGUAGCACCCUUAUCAGCACAUAUGGGGAGUGUGGAAGUUUGGAUUACGCUUACCGAUUUUUCCAGGAAACCCCCAUGAAAAAUAUUGUGGUUUGGAACACUAUGAUACAUCAAUCCGUGGAGCACAACAACUUGGAGCUUGGGAAGCAGUUAUUCCAAUCGAUGCCUGAUAGAGAUGUAGUGUCAUGGAAUUCAAUGAUCGGAGGAUUUGCCCGUAUAGGACAGUAUCAGGAAGCAUUGACAUGGUUUCAUGAGAUGGAGUUUUCAGGUGUGAGUCCUAAUGCAUUGACCCUGUUGAGCACUCUGUCUGCCUGUGCUAGCCAUGGAGCUCUGGACACUGGUGCUUGGAUUCAUGCUUAUGUCGACAAGAACGACAUGAAUCGAGAUGGGUCACUGGACUCUAGCCUGAUUGACAUGUAUUCCAAGUGUGGGGAUAUUGAUAAGGCAGUCCAAAUAUUUGAGGAGUCUACCAGAAGAGAUCUCUUCACAUGGACAUCGAUCGUAUGCGGACUGGCUAUGCAUGGACGUGGGGAGAAAGCUCUGCACUAUUUCUCUAAGAUGAAAGAAGCCCAGGUUCAACCAGAUGAUGUGACAAUGGUCGGAGUCCUCAGUGCCUGUGCUCAUGCCGGAUUGUUAGAUCAAGGGUGGUGGUAUUUCCAGUCAAUGGAAAAGGUUUUUGGGUUGGUUCCUAAGGUUGAGCACUAUGGGUGUAUGGUUGAUCUUCUCGGUCGAAUGGGUUGUUUAAAGGAGGCAUAUGAUCUUAUAAUGGGAAUGCCCAUGGAGGCCAAUGAGAUAAUAUGGGGUGCUUUCCUGAGUGCCUGCAGAGUCCACAACAAUGUUGAACUGGGGGAGGUUGCAGCCAGAAGGUUGCUUGGGCUUGACCCCCGUGAUCCUUGGGCCCGAGUCAUGCUGUCUAACAUGUAUGCAGAAGAAGCUAAAUGGGAUCGGUCUAUGGGACUGAGGAAAGAAAUUAAAAAGAAGGGGUUGAAGAAAUCUCCUGGCUGUAGCUCAAUUGAGGUAAAUGGUAGUGUUCAUGGGUUUCUUGUAGGAGACAAUUCACAUCCCUGUUACACCGAGAUAAACUCUAUGGUAGAAAAGAUUGAAAAGCUUAUGAGGUUGUGA
Messenger RNA from Vitis vinifera (wine grape), 1809 nucleotides. Its product is annotated as pentatricopeptide repeat-containing protein At2g29760, chloroplastic. Lineage: Eukaryota; Viridiplantae; Streptophyta; Magnoliopsida; Vitales; Vitaceae. The transcript has a single exon. The coding region runs from base 1 to 1809 and encodes 602 amino acids. Gene Ontology annotation, biological process: RNA modification. The record is from RefSeq and is a predicted model, not a curated record. Gene Ontology annotation, molecular function: protein binding; RNA binding.